UUUCCCAGAAUGCUUCGCUCGACGAAGUGACAGUCCGACCCCUCUUGUCUCUCGUACUAGUCGGCGGCUAACAUAGUUGUCAGCGACCGCUGGUUGUCUGUCCGGGCGACCACAGAAUGGGUGUAUCAGAUUUAAAGUUUGACACAAAUGCAGGACCCGUGGUGGAUCUUUCUGCCCAGGGUUUGCAAAAGCUGGAUCCCACUUUCACCUGCUCUGAAGACACUCACACUCUCAUCCUGGACCGUAACCAUAUUAUGAAGCUGGACCAUCUGGAAAGGAGCCCAGGCCUUCAACAGCUGUCAGUAGCUAAUAACCGUCUGGUGAGGAUGAUGGGUGUGUCUCGGCUGAUGGAGCUGAGAGUCCUCAAUCUUCCCAAUAACAGUAUUGGCUACAUCGAGGGGCUAAGAGAUCUCCCUCACCUGAAAUGGCUCAACCUGUCUGGAAACAAUAUUAAGGUCAUCGAGCAGCUCAGCAGCUGUGUUUCCCUUCAACAUCUCGAUCUAUCUGACAAUAACAUAACAGCCAUCGGUGACAUAACAAAACUGGUAGCAUUGAAGACUCUCUUACUCCAUGGAAACAGCAUUACAACACUUCGCACUGUUCCCGCUCACCUACCCGUCCAUUUAUCCAUUCUCUCCCUGGCAGAAAACGAGAUAAGAGAUCUCAAUGAAGCGUCAUACCUGGCACCUCUCCAUGAACUGGAGCAGCUUUCUAUAAUGAGCAACCCCUGUGUUAUGGCCACCCCGUCACUGCCAGGUUUUGACUACCGGCCUUAUAUCAUGAGUUGGUGCCUGAACCUGAAGGUCCUGGACGGCUACGUAGUGUCGCAAAAAGAAGGCCUUAAAGCGGAGUGGCUGUACAGUCAAGGGAAAGGACGUUCGUAUCGACCGGGUCAGCACGUGCAGCUCGUUCAGUACCUCGCCACUGUUUGCCCUCUGACCUCUUCGCCAGCCUUGGAGACAGCAGAAGAUGCCAAGCUGGAGAAGAUCCUCAGUAAGCAGAGGUUUCACCAAAUGCAGCUGUUAGAAGAGACAGAGAGAGACGCAAACUGUCCAAGUCCUCCGCGUCCAACUCAUCUGGACGUGGAGAAGCACAGUCCUCCAGAUGCCGCGCUGCAGGGGGGAAACAGAGAAGUGAAGAUAAACACUGCCGCUGGUCCAACCGAUGCUCCGUCAGUAACAGAGAAAGAGCCGUCUGUGCAGUUCAAUACUUGGGUCAGCUGCGAUUCUUCUCACACAUCAUUGCCAACAGUUCGUUCCCCCAGGUUGAGGGAGGAGCAGAUCUAUUUGGAGGAUGUUCAGACAGAUGAGGAGAAACUCAAUGACAGUCUGCUCUCUUCCGAGUCCACCUUUCUCCCCUUCCCCUCUCAUCUGGAGCCACAAACGACCCAUUCCGACAGCGAAGACGAGACAGAGACGUUUGAACCCGAUUCCUUGGCCCCACAGCGUCCAGCACAGCCCAAAAAGCAAAGCACAAACAAACCACAGCAACAUUCUCCCACAGUGGAUAAACAACACAGGAAGACUCCUGAAGAAGAGGUAACUUCAAGUGCAUCCACAACAGUUCUUUCCCCGGGGUUCAGAGUUAGCACGCCACUAAACGAUCUGGACACGUCCUCCAACUCUGGCAAAGUAGAGAUGAAGGAAGCCCCCAAGCAAGAAGACACUGGUUUGUGUGUCAGCAAAUCAAGUUUGAUGGAGGCUGAGAAGGCAGCGGUGAAAAUCCAGUCCUGGUGGAAGGGACACUACACCCGAUGGUGUCACCCCAUGGCCAGAGAGGUGCGCAGCGAAAUCCGCCUGCGCAGGAUGCAAGAGCAUAUCCUCUAUCUGUCUGAGAAGCUGGGCAGUGUGCAGAGGCAGUACGAGGAAGAACGACUACAGAGGCUGGUUCAAGAGGAAGCUGUGAAGUUUCUGUGGAAAGAGCUCCAGUCUAUGCAGCAGUGGAAGACGUCUGUGGAGCAGCAGCUGGCUAACAUGACUCAGGUCGUCGCUGUGGCUCAGGUCUCAUCACCCGGACCAUGUAAGGCCUCCCCGCCCGUUGCCUCCAGCACAAAGAACCCUCCCAGCACGGACGUGUCAUUCCCAGACUCCGGCUUCCAGUCGACAAGCAAUCAGCCUUCGGUCCAGGACGACAGCUUCCUAAGCAGUGGCACGGAGGACUCUCUGAAGACGGUACGGGCGCUGAGCCCCGUCCGUAGCGGCGUGGACAGCUCGGACUGCAGCCUCCUGGAGCAGUACCUCUCCUCUGUGCAGCAGAGGGAGGAGGAGGCCGAGGAGGCGGUCAGCGACAGAACAGAAACGCCUCAGCUCUCCUCGCCCGUCUGCUCCGGCGAAACGGCACAGUCGGGCUCCCCAGCACAGAAAGUAGAAGACGGAGUGGAGAGAACAGACGGAGGCGGUCUCAGCCCCGUCUGAGGAUCCAGACCUGCACAGAAUUCCCGUGUGUGUCAAUCAGCACCUACAACAUUUUCAUUUGAAAAUAGCAUUUUGUAUUUGUAUUCAAAGUCAUCCAGUUCACGUACCGGUAUAAACAGGAAACGUUUUCCAUCGGCUGUUUGUUAACUUACUUUCAGAAAGUAGUACUAACGGGAAACAACAAUAGUAAAAUGUAAUGAUUUCACUUCUGAGACCAAAGAUGAGGUCAUAGAGAAAUGAAGUGUUUUAAAUUAGUUUUUUGCUCAUUUCCUGAUUUAUUUUUGUCAACCACAUCCAGCUCCUUUGAAACACUCGCUCAAGUGACAUUCUUGCUCCUACUUUGUUCCUUGUUUGUAGUACUUUUAGAAAAACUAAGCAAACAACUGCAGAGGAGAGAAUCUAUUUCCUGUUUUUAACUGGUAUACAUGCAUUAGAUGACUUCUAGUCGGAGCUGGUUUUCAUCUUUAAAAAAAUGCCAUUUUCAAAUGAAAACACUGUAGCAUUAGUGUUUGAAACGCAGCCUGUAAUCUUUUUAAGCGAAAACGGAAAGAGAAACACUUUGAGAAGCGUUUUGAAAUCUUUCCUCUGUCGAGGUUGAAUAGCACCAGGGUAAUGUGGACAUGUGGCUUGUCCAUAGCCAAAAAAAGAAAGUAGAUGUAGCCUUAAAUGUCUGUUGGAGAUGUUUUGAAACUUUGGUCGAUGACUGAAAACUGCACUUGUCUUGAAAACUGACCCGCGUCUCAAAUAACAGCAAAAAAAAAGAAAAGAAAAACACUAAAUGACUGUGAAGUUUGUUUUCAUACUUCACCACCUGUGUACUUUAUUUUAGUUUUUAUGUAAAGACAAUGAUUGUAAUGUAGCUUCAGAAGAAUUUUCUCGAUCACAUGCGGUGAGGACGGUUCCUCCCAUUUCUAAUAAAAUCGGACGCAGUACCCUACUACAUUAUUAUUGUAGUCAGAUUACAGAUUGGUAUGUUAAAAUUGAAACCACAGACAUUUACUGUAUCUGUGCAUACAAACGAAUUAAUGUGAAUAAAUGAAAAAACUUCUGUGUGAAAACUAUUUAUUAACUUAUAACCAGCUGGUCAAAACGUCAUGUAUAAAUGUGUAAAACUUGGAAAAAGUACAGCAAUAGAAGGAACAAUGCAGCAAAUGUGAAAUGUUAAUGAUGACGACGACCCGUUUUAUUACUGUGUAUUUUUAAGACGUUCCCGUUCUGUUGUUUGCUUUGCUGAAAUAAAAAUGUUUUGAUAAUAA
Molecule: messenger RNA, 3670 nt
Organism: Solea senegalensis (Senegalese sole)
Lineage: Eukaryota; Metazoa; Chordata; Actinopteri; Pleuronectiformes; Soleidae
Gene: cep97
Product: centrosomal protein 97
Exons: 11
Coding region: 117-2414 (765 amino acids)
Molecular function (GO): protein binding
Source: RefSeq, a predicted model, not a curated record